UUGCGUGCCCCGGAAGCGGAAGCGGCCGGCGGCAGCGCGCGGCCAUGGCGCGUGAGAAGGAGGUGGAGGCGGCGGAGGCGGCCCCGGAGCUGUCGUACCGGGAGCAGCUCGGGCACCUCAACCCCAUCGCGCAGCCGCUCGCCUCCCGCAAGCUGACGCGGAAGCUCUACAAGUGCAUUAGGAAAGCGGCCAAGCACAAGCAGAUCCGCCGCGGCGUGAAGGAGGUGCAGAAGUUCAUCAACAAGGGCGAGAAGGGGAUCGCGGUGCUGGCCGGCGACACGCUGCCCAUCGAUGUGUACUGCCACAUCCCCAUCAUGUGUGAGGACAGGAACCUGCCAUAUGCGUACGUCCCCUCCAAAUCGGACCUGGGAGCCGCAGCUGGCUCGAAGCGCCCCACCUGUGUCAUCCUGAUCAAGCCCCACGAGGAGUACCAGGAGGCCUACGAUGAGUGCCUGGAGGAUGUGGAGGCACUGCCCAUGCCAUUCUGACCCAGAGCGGGGGUUGGGGGGGGAACGGGAUGGGAUGUGAGAGGGGAAUGGGAUGGGAUGUGACAGCAGGACUCUGCUGAGGACACGGGCAGGGGGUGAAUAAACGUGUGGGAGGUUUGUACGA
Oxyura jamaicensis (ruddy duck) is the source of this 612-nucleotide messenger RNA. RefSeq names its product NHP2 ribonucleoprotein (gene NHP2). Gene Ontology annotation, cellular component: box H/ACA snoRNP complex; nucleolus. Gene Ontology annotation, molecular function: box H/ACA snoRNA binding. Gene Ontology annotation, biological process: rRNA pseudouridine synthesis; snRNA pseudouridine synthesis. The record is from RefSeq and is a predicted model, not a curated record. NCBI's taxonomy places the organism in Eukaryota, Metazoa, Chordata, Aves, Anseriformes, Anatidae. The transcript has 4 exons. The coding region runs from base 45 to 488 and encodes 147 amino acids.